GGAGGACGCUGAGGACUGGCAGCCCCGCACCGGCACCUCGCAGUCCCGCUCCUUCCGCAAGCUGGCCCAGCUGACGGGCACAGGUGGCAGUGAGUUCCCACAGGGCCUGGCACUGCCUGGGGAUGUGGAGCUGUUUUGGGUAACCAGAAGCUGGGAGGAGCAGUGGGGUGAUGUAGCACCCGGGAGUGUUGGUUUUGGCCCCAGUUAACUCCCUGAGGGCAGCUGAGCCAGCGGGAGCUGCCCAGGGCUGUGUGUGGGCUCAUGGUGGUGCUGCUGGUCUGGGGUUGUGCUCUGCCCUGUGGCCAGACAGGGCUGUGCAGUGGGGCCAGGUGAGUGGAGAGGUUGGUUUUCCUCCUUUCCCUUCCUGCUUUUCCUGGACCUUGGUUGCUGCAGACUGACUCCAUCUCCCCCUUUCUCUCCUGCUGCACUCAGUGGAGGAUGGUGAGGAUGAAUUUAUUAAAAAGCCCAGGUAAGGGGAUUGUGUGCCAGGGCAACAGCAGGAGCCACAGGGUGCCCACCCUGGGCUCAGCCCACAAGGCUUGUUCUCUCUCACUGCUUGCAGUCACUCAGGGGAAGCUCUUUGCCUGUUGCUGUUUCUUCUUUCCUCUCCUUAUCCUCCACCCUCUGUCCUAUCCUUUCCUUCUUCCUAGAGCCAAGCUGUUGGCAGAGCCACAGGCUCACGCCACAACAGGCACUGCCAGUGCUCAGCCACUGCUCUGUCACCUCAGGAGGGUCCUGCCCAGACACCCACUAGCCAGGCAGGCUGUGCCCAGAUGAGUGUCCUCAUGCUGGGUAUGCAGGCAGGACCUGCUUGGCACUGCUGGCACCAAGCUGGGGAGGCCAAGAUGCGGCACAGUGUGCUGGGCACAGUGGGCAGGGGUGGCUGCUGGCACUGACAGCGCCUUGCUGGGGGUGUUGGGAAUUGCAGGGUAGGGAAUGGGACCAGACUAGGGCACAGUGUCUUAUGGGGCCAGGGAAUGGCUGCAAGGCUGAUCAGGAGUGAACACUGUCAGCAUUUCCACAAGGCUCGUGCAUCUCUGGGGCUGUGGAUGUGUAUGGGGAGGGAUGGGCUGGUCAAACACUGACUGCUGUGCCACGAUUCUUUCUGAUACCACAGGGAUGCCCAUGGGUCCAACUGGGGCACGGGGCAGCAUCGGUGAGUGCCAGGGUCUGGCAGAGGUGUUGGCAUGUGCCAGGGCAUCUUUGGGGGUGCUUCCCUGUUCCACAGCAGGGUCCAGUCCUGGUGCUGAGCUCCUGCCCUCUGUCACUCACAGGCAGCCCCCGCAGCCCCUGGAGCCCCCCAGUGACAGUGUGUGUGACCCUGUGAAGCUGAAGAUGUUAGAGGACAUUGUGGACACAAAGCCCCACACCUGGACCUCCCAGUCCCGCUCCUUCCGCAAACUGGCCCGGCUGGUGGGAGCCAGCAGCAGUGAGUUCUGCAGGGCCUGGCACUGCCUGGCUGCCCAGCUGUGCCCAGCUGUGCUGGGGCAGCUGUUAAAGGCUGUGGUGUGUUGUUGCAGCAGGGCAUUGGUUUUGGCCCCAUUUGGGCCCUCUGUGGCAGCUGAACCAGCAGGAGCUGCCCAGGGCUGUGUGGGCUCGUGGUGGUGUCACUGGGCUGGGGCUGUGCUCUGCCCUGUGGCCAGGCAGGGCUGUGUGUUGGGGCAGGGGGGCUGUGGGAGGAAAGGGCAUUUUUCCUUCCUUUCCCUUCCCUUCCCCUUCCUUCCUGCUGUCUCUGGGCCUCAGUUGCCGCAGACUGACUCCAUCUCCCCCUCUCUCUCCUGGUGUCCUCAGUGGAUGAAGGUGACGAUGAGCCCGUUAAAAAGCCCAGGUAAGGGCAGCAGCAGGAGCCACAAGGUGCCCAUGCCAGGUUCUGUCCAAACAGCCACUUCACCCUUGCUGCUUGCAGUCACUCUGGGGGUGCUCUUUGCACUGCUGGGGGUUCUCCCCUCCCUCUCUGUCCCCUCUCCCAGACUUGAGGUGUUUUCAGAGCUGCACAAUGGGCACUGCCAGCACUCAGCCACUGCUCUGACCGUCACCUCAGGAGGGUCCUGCCCCAAGCACCCACCUGGGUAGGGGUGGCUGGUGGCAAUCACAACACCUUGCUGCAGAUGUUGAGAGGUGCUGAGCAGCAACUGGUCUUGGUGCUUUGCAUCCUGUGCAGCUGUGGAGCAGCUGCAAGGCUGCUGGUCAGUAUUUCCCUGUGGCUCGUGCCUCCAUGGGGCUGUGGGUGCGUAUGGCAGGCAUGGUCAAACAGUGACUGUUGUGCUGCUGUUUCUUCCAAUGUCACAGGGAUUCCCAUGGGUCCAUCUGGGGCAUAGUGGAGCAGCGGUGAGUGCCACGGGCCGGCAGAGGUGUUGCCAU
Messenger RNA from Melozone crissalis (California towhee), 2361 nucleotides. RefSeq lists its product as uncharacterized. The coding region runs from base 1066 to 2073 and encodes 335 amino acids. The record is from RefSeq and is a predicted model, not a curated record. The transcript has a single exon. Lineage: Eukaryota; Metazoa; Chordata; Aves; Passeriformes; Passerellidae.